AUGGAUGCUUCGGACCCCAAGCAGGCCAUGACUGAAACUAGCAGCAGGUCGGAUGCAGAUACGUUGGAUUCCCAAAGCUAUGGACGGCAGCUGGAAGAGGUUCGGAUUUCCAAUACGCAGGGCAACGCCUCGUUUCAUAAUGGUGUCGAUGUCUCAGCGGCCGAGAAGGAGUUUGAGGAAUUGAACAGACAGUUCUCUAGCAUCUCGCACCAAGCCUAUAGACUGUCGAGGCAGAUCUCACGAGUGUCAAAGACCGGAACUACUGCACACGAUAUUGAGAAAGCUGAGGGCUCCACUUCGUCGGACGAUUCGUGGGAUCUGGAGACAACGCUGCAUGGCGAUCAUGUUGCCUCGGAAGAAGCUGGGAUCAAGGACAAGCAUAUAGGUGUGAUCUGGGACAAUCUCACAGUCCGUGGCAUGGGCGGCGUCAAGACAUAUAUCAAAACAUUCCCCGACGCCAUCAUCGAUUUUCUCAAUGUCCCGGGAAUAAUCAUUGAUCUUUUUGGAUGGAAGAAGACAGGCCAGGAGUUCAACAUCUUGGAAGGCUUCCGUGGUCUCACUCGGCCGGGUGAGAUGGUCCUGGUUCUUGGGCGUCCAGGGUCGGGUUGUACGACCUUCCUAAAAGCGAUCUCAAAUCAACGGUUUGGAUAUACUGGGGUCGACGGUGAGGUGCUCUAUGGGCCUUUUGAUCACGAGGCAUUUGCCAAAAGAUUCCGUGGUGAAGCCGUGUACAACCAAGAGGAUGAUAUUCACCAGCCAACCUUGACGGUGAAACAGACCCUGGGAUUCGCCCUCGACACAAAGACCCCUGGAAAACGCCCACUAGGUGUGUCGAAGGCCGAGUUCAAGGAGAAGGUGAUUAACUUGCUUUUGAAAAUGUUCAAUAUCGAGCACACUGCCAACACUGUGAUCGGCAACCAGUUUAUUCGUGGUGUCUCUGGAGGUGAGCGGCGCCGAGUGUCGAUUGCGGAAAUGAUGAUCACGUCUGCCACUGUAUUGGCUUGGGAUAACAGCACUCGUGGUCUGGAUGCCUCGACUGCCCUUGAUUUUGCCAAGUCGCUACGGAUUUUGACCAACAUUUACAAGACGACCACUUUCGUGUCACUUUACCAGGCAUCCGAGAACAUUUACAAGCAGUUUGACAAGGUUCUCGUUAUUGAUAGUGGCCGGCAAGUAUUCUUCGGUCCUGUAUCCGAAGCGCGAUCAUAUUUCGAAGACCUCGGUUUCCGCGAAAAGCCCCGCCAGACCACUCCAGACUACUUGACGGGUUGCACUGAUCCUUUCGAAAGGGAGUUCAAAGAUGGAAGAACCGCUGAUGAUGUGCCGUCGACUCCCCAAGCGCUCGUAGAUGCCUUUGACAAGUCAAUCUUCAGCGAGACGCUCGCUCAGGAAAUGCAAGCAUACCGAGCUCAAAUUCAGAAAGAAAAGCAAAUUUACGACGACUUCGAAAUUGCCAACAGAGAAGCAAAGCGCAAGUUCACGUCUGACUCGUCCGUGUACUCAAUUCCCUUCCAUUUGCAAAUCUGGGCCUUGAUGCAACGGCAGUUUCUCCUCAAAUGGCAAGACAAAUUCGCUCUGACUGUUUCUUGGAUUACCUCCGUCGGUAUUGCCAUCGUUCUGGGUACUGUCUGGCUUGAUCAACCCAAGACGAGUGCUGGCGCUUUCACUCGGGGUGGUCUCUUAUUUAUGAGUCUGCUGUUCAACGGCUUCCAAGCAUUUUCGGAACUUGCGGCCACAAUGCUUGGACGUUCAAUCGUUAACAAGCAUCGCUCGUUCACAUUCUACAGACCGAGUGCACUGUUUAUUGCACAACUGCUCGUUGAUGCUGCGUUUGCUACUGCUCGAAUUCUAGUCUUCAGUAUCAUCGUAUACUUUAUGUGUGGUCUAGUCCUUGAUGCCGGAGCAUUCUUCAUAUUUGUCCUGAUCAUUCUCGAGGGCUAUUUGACGAUGACAGUUUUCUUCCGAACUGUUGGAUGUCUCUGCCCGGACUUUGAUUAUGCCCUCAAGUUUGCAUCUCUCAUCAUAACCUUCUUUGUCUUGACAUCGGGAUAUCUCAUCCAGUGGUCUAGCGGCCAGGUAUGGUUGAGGUGGAUCUACUUCAUCAAUCCUUUCGGACUUGGGUUUGCCUCGUUGAUGGUAAAUGAGUUCAGACACCUAACCCUAACAUGUACGAAAGACUCUCUGGUUCCAAGUGGCCUUGGCUAUGACGACAUGGCGCACCAGGCGUGCACUCUAGCGGGUGGUGAACCUGGCUCGGCAAUCAUUCCAGGCUCUAACUAUAUUGCACAAACAUUCAGUUAUCUCAACGGAGAUCUUUGGAGAAACUUUGGAAUUAUGCUCGCCUUGAUUAUUGGCUUCCUUUGUUCAAACCUAUACUUCGGGGAAACCCUUCACUUCGGCGCAGGUGGCAAGACUAUCACUUUCUACCAGAAGGAGAAUGCCGAGCGCAAGGAGCUGAAUGAGAGAUUGAUGCAAAAGAAAGCACAAAGGCAGGCAAAGACACUUGAUGCAGAUGCAGGAUCGAGCCUUGAUAUUACCUCCAAGUCUGUGUUCACUUGGGAAGAUAUCUGUUACGAAGUGCCUGUGCCCUCUGGCACCCGGCAACUUCUGAACUCCGUCUACGGCUAUGUUCAACCAGGGAAGCUGACGGCACUUAUGGGUGCAUCCGGUGCAGGAAAGACGACAUUGCUGGACGUCCUGGCCGCACGGAAAAAUAUCGGUGUAAUAACCGGUGAUAUUCUGGUUGAUGGCAAACCCCCAGGUACCUCCUUCCAAAGAGGCACAUCUUACGCCGAGCAACUCGAUGUUCAUGAAGAUAUGCAGACGGUACGCGAGGCACUACGCUUCUCUGCGGACCUACGCCAGCCAUUCGACACCCCACAAUCGGAGAAGUACGCAUAUGUUGAAGAAAUCCUGACCCUUCUAGAGCUGGAGAAUUUAGCAGAUGCGAUCAUCGGCACUCCCGAAACUGGUCUCUCAGUCGAGGAAAGGAAGCGAGUCACAAUUGGUGUGGAGCUGGCGGCAAAGCCCGAGCUCCUGCUAUUCUUGGAUGAGCCUACUUCUGGUUUGGAUGGGCAGUCAGCCUGGAAUAUUGUGCGUUUCCUUCGAAAACUGGCCGCAUCAGGCCAGGCUAUCCUCUGCACUAUCCACCAACCGAACUCUGCUCUUUUCGAAAGCUUCGAUCGUCUUGUUCUACUACAAAGAGGAGGUGAAUGCGUUUACUGCGGCGACAUCGGCGCGGAGUCUCAGGUCCUCUUGGAUUAUUUCCACCGCAAUGGAGCCGACUGCCCGCCGGAUGCGAACGUAGCUGAGUGGAUGCUUGAUGCCAUCGGUGCUGGUCAAACGCGUCGGAUCGGAAAUCGCGACUGGGGUGAUAUCUGGCGCACCUCUCCUGAAUUACAAAAUGUCAAAGAAGAGAUUGUUCGAAUUAAGGAAAGCCGUACUCAAGCUGUACUGGAAAGCCAUGACGAGAGCAACAUGGAGAGGGAGUAUGCCUCGCCUCUCUGGCACCAGAUCAAGGUAGUCUGUCGACGAACGCAUCUAUCCUUCUGGCGCUCAAGGAACUAUGGCUUUACCAGGCUUUAUACUCACGUUGUCAUUUCCAUCAUCACGGGUCUUGUUUUCCUGAAUCUCGAUGACUCUCGAUCCUCGCUGCAAUACCGUAUCUUCGUUAUUUUCAACGUUACCGUCCUCCCGGCUAUCAUCCUACAGAUGGUUCAACCGCGGUACGAUAUGGCACGAUUAAUCUUCUAUCGCGAGUCAGCUUCAAAAACAUACAGCCAAUUCGCAUUCGCUCUGUCAAUGGUCGUCGCAGAAAUACCAUACAGUCUCCUGUGUGCUGUCUGUUUCUUCGCACCUCUCUACUACAUCCCCGGAUUCCAGAUGGAGUCCAGCCGCGCGGGCUACCAAUUUCUCAUCAUUCUCAUCACCGAGAUGUUCUCCGUCACUCUGGGCCAGAUGAUUUCAGCUCUCACGCCCAACAGCUUCAUUGCAUCACAAUUCAACCCACCGAUCGUAGUCAUCUUCUCGCUCUUUUGUGGUGUCUCCAUCCCCAAACCACAGAUGCCAGGUUUCUGGCGCGCAUGGCUUUACCAGCUCGAUCCUUUCACUCGUUUGGUCGGCGGAAUGGUCGUCACAGAGCUGCAAGGCCGGGAUGUCGUAUGCACGGAAUCAGAACUGAAUCUGUUCGACGCUCCCUCCAAUAUGACUUGUGGUGAAUAUAUGAAGCCAUUCUUUGAACGAGGCGGUAAUGGAUAUAUUGUCGAGAACGCGACGCAGAGUUGCAAGUACUGUGCGUACAAGAUUGGCGAGCAGUUCUAUGCGACAUUCAGCAUGUCCUUUGAUAACCGGUGGCGGGACUUGGGCAUUCUUGCUGCGUUCAUUGGAUCUAAUUUGAUUAUUUUGUUCUUUGCGGUAAGUGGUGAUAUUCGCAGCAUUCUGUUUGGAGUUGUGGUGCCGGUACUAAUUGGUUUCGCUGCAGUCUCGCUACUUGAACUUCAACCGACGAUGAAUAAUGUCAUGGUUUUGUGGAUUCUUUGGGAGAUUGAGAGAUUUUCAAAUGGGGAUGAGUGA
Molecule: messenger RNA, 4572 nt
Organism: Penicillium paradoxum
Lineage: Eukaryota; Fungi; Ascomycota; Eurotiomycetes; Eurotiales; Aspergillaceae
Product: putative ABC transporter
Exons: 3
Coding region: 1-4572 (1523 amino acids)
Biological process (GO): transmembrane transport
Cellular component (GO): membrane
Molecular function (GO): ABC-type transporter activity; ATP hydrolysis activity; ATP binding
Source: RefSeq, a predicted model, not a curated record